Pectinophora gossypiella (pink bollworm) is the source of this 800-nucleotide messenger RNA. It is a transcript of the gene RpL10, whose product is annotated as 60S ribosomal protein L10. Gene Ontology annotation, biological process: translation; ribosomal large subunit assembly. Bases 106 to 765 code for a protein of 219 amino acids. The transcript is spliced from 5 exons. NCBI's taxonomy places the organism in Eukaryota, Metazoa, Arthropoda, Insecta, Lepidoptera, Gelechiidae. The record is from RefSeq and is a predicted model, not a curated record. Gene Ontology annotation, molecular function: structural constituent of ribosome. Gene Ontology annotation, cellular component: ribosome; cytosolic large ribosomal subunit.
GAUAUUUUUAUUGUAUUGGCAACAUUGAAAUCGAAAACGUCAAGCAGCCGAGUUCCUUUUGUCAAUCUCUUUUCGAGGUUAAGGUGUCACUUUGUGAAGAUCACAAUGGGGCGCCGUCCGGCUAGAUGUUACCGGUACUGUAAAAACAAACCGUACCCGAAAUCACGGUUUUGCCGUGGUGUGCCGGACCCUAAGAUCCGUAUCUUCGACUUGGGAAAGAAGAAGGCGUCAGUAGACGACUUCCCACUAUGCGUGCACUUGGUGUCCGAUGAGUACGAGCAGUUGUCCUCGGAGGCGCUGGAGGCAGGCCGUAUUUGCUGCAACAAGUACCUCGUGAAGAACUGCGGCAAGGAUCAGUUCCACGUCCGCAUGAGGCUGCAUCCAUUCCACGUCAUCCGCAUCAACAAAAUGUUAUCGUGCGCUGGAGCUGAUAGGCUCCAGACUGGGAUGCGUGGUGCGUUCGGCAAACCGCAAGGCACCGUAGCCCGCGUGCGCAUUGGACAGCCCAUCAUGUCCGUGCGCUCCAGUGACCGCUGGAAGGCGCAGGUCAUCGAGGCUCUGCGUCGUGCCAAGUUCAAGUUCCCUGGUCGCCAGAAGAUCUACGUCUCGAAGAAGUGGGGCUUCACCAAGUACGAACGGGACGAGUUCGAGCGCCUCCGCGAAGAGGGCCGCCUAGCCAACGACGGCUGCAACGUGCGCUACCGCCCCGAGCACGGCCCCCUCGACUCGUGGCGCAAGGUGCAGACUGAAAUCUACAGCGUCUAAACACUCGUGACUUAUAAUAAAACUGUAAAAAUGUA